Messenger RNA from Cinara cedri, 591 nucleotides. The record is from the annotation of a GenBank genome assembly. NCBI's taxonomy places the organism in Eukaryota, Metazoa, Arthropoda, Insecta, Hemiptera, Aphididae.
AUGUUUACGGAUAUCGAUUUCCAUCCGUACGACAUAAGCUGGUCGGACUGGACAGAUCUAUACAACGAUGAUGUGGUGGACCCACACGAGGACACAAUCAGUGAUAUAAGAAAAGUUCUUGAUGAGUACGCAAGUCCUACGUACCCAAGUUCUAAAGGGUACGAAGUCACUAUACGUCAACGCCCUGCAGUUCAAGACUUACGCCCUUUGUCCCCAUUCAGACGAGUACGGCGGAAAUUCCACGAACAUGACAAUGUUGCCGGACCUUCGAUUGAUUAUAACCGAUGUGAAAUGCAAAACGUAGCUGUAUGCAAUGAACAGGACGUAGAUAAUAAUACUCAUCGAUGCAUUCAAGACAAUGAUUCCGGAGAAAACGUUGCAAUUAUAAAUAGUCAAAGUGUGCAACGCAUUCCCGGACCUUCGAUUGAUUAUAUCCAAUGUGAAAUGCAAAACGUAGCUGUAUGCAAUGAACAGGACGUAAAUAAUAAUACUCAUCGAUUCAUUCAAGACAAUGAUUCCGGAGAAAACGUUGCAAUUAUAAAUAGUCGAAAGCGUGAUGAACCGGAGCAAAACGUUCCUAGUGGCGAAUGA